UGCCCGGAGCCGGGCGGAAGUGGGGAGGUGGCGGGACGGAGCGGGGCCAUGGAGGAUCCCGGCCCCGGCCUCGGUCCCGGCCCGGUCGCAGAGGGCCCGGCGGAGCUGAGCCCCGCGGGGCUGGAAGGGCCCCCCCCCCGCGGCGCUUACACCACCUUCAUGAAGUCCCAUCGCUGCUACGACCUGAUCCCCACCAGCUCCAAAUUGGUUGUUUUUGACACGUCUCUUCAGGUGAAGAAGGCGUUCUUCGCGCUGGUCACCAACGGCGUGCGCGCGGCACCGCUCUGGGACAGCAAAAAGCAAAGCUUCGUGGGCAUGCUGACCAUCACCGACUUCAUCAACAUCCUGCACCGCUACUACAAGUCACCGAUGGUGCAGAUCUACGAGCUGGAGGAGCACAAAAUAGAGACGUGGAGAGAGGUUUAUCUGCAGGACUCCUUCAAGCCGCUGGUCUGCAUUUCCCCCAACGCCAGCCUCUUUGAUGCGGUCUCCUCCUUGAUCCGGAACAAGAUCCAUCGCCUGCCCGUCAUCGACCCCGACUCGGGGAACACUCUCUACAUCCUCACCCACAAGCGCAUCCUCAAGUUCCUCAAGCUCUUUAUAGCAGAGGUCCCAAAGCCCGAGUUCAUGGCCAAGACGUUGGAGGAGCUGCAGAUCGGCACCUACCACAACAUUGCCGUGGUGAGCACCAGCACCCCCAUCUACGUGGCACUGGGCAUCUUCGUGCAGCACCGCGUCUCCGCGCUGCCCGUCGUCGAUGAGUCGGGGCGGGUGGUCGACAUCUACUCCAAAUUCGACGUGAUUAACCUCGCGGCUGAGAAGACCUACAACAACCUGGACGUGACGGUGACGCGGGCGCUGCAGCAUCGCUCCCACUACUUUGAGGGUGUCCUUAAGUGUUAUAAGCACGAGACGUUGGAAACCAUCAUCAACCGCCUGGUGGAGGCCGAGGUUCACCGGCUGGUGGUGGUGGACGAGAGCGACGUGGUCAAGGGGAUCGUCUCCCUCUCGGACAUCCUGCAAGCCCUGGUCCUCCCGCAGGGCCCCUGAGGCAUUUGUUGGGGGGGAUCAGCCCCUCCCUGUGCCCCCCCCUUUCCUUCUCUUGGGGACAUCUGGGUUGGGGGCCCCACUCACCAGCAGCAUCCAGCAAUAAUCCAGCUGUGGGGCAGCCCCCCCCAGCACUUCCCUGAGUGGGGAGACUCCCCCCCCACGCUGCACCCUGUGCCCCAAAGCCUGGCACGGUGCCAGGGGGAGGCUCCCCUUUUGGGCUUCCCCCCCCCUCAUACCCCACACCCCCCUGUGCGGUUUCACUGAAUCUGGGGAUUUAAUCACCCUCACUCAGCUCUGUCCGGGCAGGGGCUGCACCCCCACAACCCCUUGUGCCCCCCCCGGGGCACAUCCGCACCCGCCACUGCUUCAUGUGUGGAAAGAAGCCACGAAUAAACACAGAGCUGGCACGAUCCCGCCGUGGGGCACCGGGGGGGGACCCCGGGAGGGGCUUCACCACCCCCCCCCCCCCCACGGGCGAAGGGGAAUCUGCUGAGCUCACCCAGACCCCAAA
Molecule: messenger RNA, 1561 nt
Organism: Strigops habroptila (Kakapo)
Lineage: Eukaryota; Metazoa; Chordata; Aves; Psittaciformes; Psittacidae
Gene: PRKAG1
Product: protein kinase AMP-activated non-catalytic subunit gamma 1
Exons: 12
Coding region: 49-1050 (333 amino acids)
Source: RefSeq, a predicted model, not a curated record